AUGAAUCAUAACGGCGGUGGCGGCGCAGGCACCAGCGUAACUUGCUGGGUCCGCAGCGGCGGCGCGUUCGGCCAGCAGACGCAGCUGCAGUUCCAGAACGAGCCCUUGUUCGACGCCGAGGUGAAGAUCGAGGACCUCGAAAAGGAGAAGCAGCGACAACUGGCCGAGGCCAAGGCGGCGCGCAGGCGACAGCGGCACAAAGAGGUCGUGGCGCGGUCGCGACUCCGACACAAGGAGACGGCCGCAGCGAUCCAGCAGCAGGAGCUGGAGUUAGGUCGGAAGCUGCACGAGCUGCUGGAGCAGACCGGACACUCUGUGACACAAGGG
Molecule: messenger RNA, 327 nt
Organism: Phytophthora sojae
Lineage: Eukaryota; Oomycota; Peronosporomycetes; Peronosporales; Peronosporaceae
Exons: 1
Source: RefSeq, a predicted model, not a curated record